Messenger RNA from Danio rerio (zebrafish), 1310 nucleotides. The record is from RefSeq and is a predicted model, not a curated record. Lineage: Eukaryota; Metazoa; Chordata; Actinopteri; Cypriniformes; Danionidae.
UUCCGUAUUGGCUUCCUGAGGGAGAGCGGGAGGUUGCCGCUUGGUUGGGACAGAUGACGAGCAGUGAAAUGAAAGUAGCCUUUAGAGAGCUUGUUAAAAAUGUUUUUAAUGUUUGUGGUCAAGGCAACUAGCAUGAGACCAGUGUCCAUAUAUAACAAAGCAAACUGAACUUACAAAGCACUACAUGAAACAUGCCCGUGGAAAACAUGACGCAGCUAUCGCUGGAGAAUGAAUCCAGUGUCUCAGUAUUUACCCUCUCUGGUCUGGAUGAAACGAUGGAGAACAGAUAUGUGUUGUUUUCUUUAACUGUACUGUUUUAUCCACUAAUGGUGUUUUGUAAUGUCACUGUUAUAGUCGCUAUAAUUUCACAUAAGAAGCUUCACGAGCCAAUGUAUGUGUUUAUAUGCAAUUUGUGUGCUAAUGCACUUUUUGGCACUGCUGGCUUCUACCCUAAAUUCUUAUAUGAUUUAUUAUCCCAAGAUCAUGUGAUUUCUUAUGCUGGAUGUAUGAUACAGACAUUUGUCAUUUACUCGUACGCCUUGUGUGACGUUUCAACACUAACAGUGAUGGCUUACGACAGAUAUGUGGCAAUAUGUAGACCACUGGAGUAUCAUUCAGUAAUGACCAGUCAAAGGGUUGUUGAGUGGAUCCUUUUCUGUUGGCUGGCUCCAUUAUUUUGCAUGUCUUUGCUAAUUGUAUUAUUAUCUAGACUCGUUUUAUGUGGCUCCACUAUUGAAAAGUUAUACUGUGAGAUUUGGGCAGUGGCAAAGCUGUCAUGUUUCUCGAACACUGUAAAUAAUGUGUUUGGGCUCACUGUUAUUCUGGUCUACUUUGGACAUGGUGUAUUGAUAUAUUGCUCGUAUUUUCAGUUGAUUAGAAAGUGUGUGAAGUCAACGGAGGGCAGGCGUAAAUUUAUGCAAACGUGUGUGCCGCAUCUGCUUUCACUGAUCAAUGUAACUGUUGCGUUGUUGUUUGAUGUGUUGUACAGUCGUUUUGGUUCCAAGAAUGUACCACACAGUGUGCGCAAUUUCAUGGCUCUUGAAUUCCUACUCAUACCACCCAUUUUAAACCCCCUUAUUUAUGGGUUAAAUUUAACAAUAGUUCGCCAGCAAGUUAUUAAACUCUUUUCUAAAAAUAAAGUAGGAAUAUAAAAGACUUCAGUCUCACCACAUGGAAAUAAAAAUUAUACACAAAAACCCAGUACUAUGGCUGUACAAGCUGGUUCAUUGGUUUAAUAUUUCAUUGUCAAUAAUGUUUUUAAUCAUUCAUUCAAUUUCUUUUCGGCUUAGUCCCUUUAUUAAUCUGGGGUC